GAAAAAGAAGCACUGGAAAUAUUCUUCGACUAACCGAAAGAUGCUGCGCACUGAACGUUUGCGUGCCGGACUGCGGGUAGGAACUAAAUAUCUAGGUCAUCGUUGUCUCACUUAAUAGAGUCCCCCUGAGGAGAAGGAAGCGGAGCCCGUCUAGACAUACCGUAACUAUGGAAUUGGGAAAAAUGGCCUUCACAAAUGUCAACUCUUUAAUUUAUGAGCAAUAGAUAGAAAACGGAUAUAUGUGAUUAGAUUAAAAGGAAUCAGGCGUGGGACGUUUCUUUCAGGACGAACUGGAUUUUUUCCCCGUGGCUAAUUGACUAACGUAUUAAAAUGAUCCAUCAUCCCCAUUAGGCAGCUGUUUGAUAAUAGCAAAGUUUACUGGAAAUAAAAUUUUGUAACAUGACUUCUACAAUCGAGGAAAAAGAGCUUCAGGAGAGACUGAGAGAAGCUGCUGCUCUGGGGGAUAUUGAAGAAGUUCAGCGAUUAGUGGAAUUUGGAGUGAGUGUGAACUCUCAAAAUGAAAUUAAUGGCUGGACUUGCUUGCAUUGGGCCUGCAAACGGAACCAUGCUCAGGUGGUAUCAUACCUGCUAGAUGCUGGCGCUGAUAAGGAAAUUCUCACAGUUAAAGAAGAAAGACCAGGCCAGUUAACAUCAAAGAGGGAAAUUAGGAAGAUGCUGGGAGUGGAAGAUGCUGAUGAGCUUCUGGAUGUGAAGAAAGAGUCAUCCUUACCCAUUAUCCCCAACUACUUGGCUAACCCACCUUUCCCUUACGUUUAUACCUCCAUGAGUAGCACUGCUAACAGCACCUCAGCUUCCUCUUUGAAUGGAAGACUUUCCCCUUCUUUAGAACAGCACAAUGAGGACUGUUCUACUUCUUUACCUCAAGUUCAGGCACCUGGCACUGCCAUGUCACAACACGAAAAGGCUUCCUCUAUAGGGUCCCAUGGGGAGAUGCGCAGAGAAAAGGCUGUUGAAUGCCUCGAGCCUGUCCAGAAUGGGCAUGUUUGCCAGGUGCCUGUCUCUCCAGGUAGGACACUGUCUUCCCCAGCUGGAAAUAAACCACCUGAAAUUCAGCAAGCCAAUGGCUCUUGUGCCGGACCUGUUCCAACGUUCCAGCCCUUUUUCUUCACUGGAGCAUUUCCUUUUAGUAGUAUGCAAGAACUGGUGCUGAAGGUCAGAGUUCAAAACCGUACUCUUAAAGAGAAUGAUUUCAUUGAAAUUGAAUUGGACCGCCAAGAGCUGACUUACAAGGAACUGCUCCGAGUGAGCUGCUGUGAAUUGGGGGUUAACCCAGAACAUGUGGAGAAGAUAAGGAAGCUUCCCAAUACUGUAUUAAGGAAGGACAAAGAUGUCUCAAGGCUUCAGGAUUUCCAAGAAUUGGAGCUGGUUCUAUCAAUGAGUGACAAUGACUUUCUCUUUAGAAAUGCUGCACCAACUUUGACUGAAAGGCCUUGUUAUAAUAAGAAAGCAUCAAAGCUGACUUACUAAUUGCUCAAAUGAAAUACCUAUCACUAACAUUUAAAUGUUGAACCUAGGAUUUUGCAAGGGCUAUAACCUCAAAUUCUUCUUUACCUUAGCAGACAAAGUUAAACUAAUUUAGCAUUCUUACUUGAGAGCAAGUUCAACCAAAAGCAGUUGGACUUUUUUCUAGUCAGGUGUGCUGAGGAUAAGGUUGUCACACAGUAGUACCUGUAGCUAAUCAUUAAGUAAACUGGCAGUGAAAUGAUAUACUAGGAUUGGAUCCUAAGCAGUGACAAAAUACUGUCUCUCCAUGCAGCAGUGUUUCUUGCAAGGGAAUGAUUUCUUCUCAGAAUACUGCAGAGUUAGAAGCUCUCAGGGAAAGACCGAAAUUAAAUUGUUGUAGUAAUUGCUACUUAUUAAAAGGAGCAGGCACACUAAGGUUGAAGGACAGAACCUGGAACACAUUUAAUGCUUGUAAUGGGAUGCUUAACAGUCAAAGAUUUCUGGUAUGUCUAACUAGAGCCAAAUGUGCUUUUUGAAAGGAGCAUAAGCUGUUUUUACAGGGAGAACAAAAAGAGGAAGGACAAACCUGCACUUUCAAAAAAUAACUAUGCCAGUGUAGUGUAUCUGGCCAAUUUCCGUGUUAUGCUAAUACAACAUCCUUUGGAAACAGUAUAUUGCAAAUGUGUCAGAUAUUACCCAUUGCGGUGCAGCUGAUGUUAGAGGAAAGCCUCUCCCCACUAGCCUCACUGCUACUACUGGGACAAAGUGGCAAUAAAGUCCCAGAAGGGUGGAGGACUAUACAAUCCUUUGCCUUCCCUUUUGAUGGUGCAUUGGAUGCUGCUCAGACCAGUUCCAGAUGCUUGGUCUUUUUAGGAACAAGGUUGGAUUUUUGGCAGAAGCACAAGAGUUUUUUGGCUGGUGUAAAAUUCUCUCCAGGCAAUUAAACGGGCUGUGAUUUUUUCAGCUUGGUGCUCAGAUCAAAUAUUUGAACGUAGUUCCCCAUACCACAAAUAUGGAGCAGAUCAAAACUGCUAGGCUGCAUGUGACUAACUUAUGAAUGAUUAUCAGUAAACAAUGCAGAUUGGUUGGUGAUCUCUAAUCCUGUUUCAGGUUUUUAACUUUGUUUUUGGUUAAGCUUUAAGGGGUUUUCUGAAGGAUGAUUAAGAUGGCAGCUUUGCUCUACAGUCACAUGUGAAAUGAGCACAAUACCCCUUAGCCGCUAGCCUUUAUUUUCUUUUUUCCUUUAGUCUUGGAAGUUUUACUUGUUUAAAGGAAAGUCAUCUUGUAGCAUUUUAAGUGGCAGAUUAUUUUUUAAUACCAAGAUAGGUAAGAUAAAAUCUUGGGAUUGCUAAGCCUUGUUUACUAGAGUUACUUGCAUUUCAUAUAGGCAUGUCCAGCUUUUCAUCAUCGUGCAGGUUCCUGUUCUGUAUAACUACUCUGUAACAAACUAGAAUAAACAAAUCCAGAAAAGCAUGGAAUAUAAUAAUGCUCUUGAAUAAUAAAUAAUCUACCUAGUUUUAA
Varanus komodoensis (Komodo dragon) is the source of this 2985-nucleotide messenger RNA. It is a transcript of the gene ANKRD40, whose product is annotated as ankyrin repeat domain 40. Gene Ontology annotation, molecular function: protein binding. Lineage: Eukaryota; Metazoa; Chordata; Lepidosauria; Squamata; Varanidae. The coding region runs from base 400 to 1488 and encodes 362 amino acids. The transcript has 5 exons. The record is from RefSeq and is a predicted model, not a curated record.